AAAAAUAACAAAUGGAUGACCAUAAUUACAUAAUGUGCACUUCAAUGGCACAAUACUUACAAGAAAUGGAUAGUAUUCUUCAGAAGAAUACGAUUCAAAAAAGCCCUGAGGACUUUUUGGAAUUAACUUCAGAAGGAAAGGGAUCUAGUCAAGAACAAGAAAACCAGUUCAGUCUUGAUCAGAUCCCUGAUAGGAGCGUUGCACUAGACUUCGGCCCCAGUAGCAUCUUUAAUGAAGAUGUUUACACUGAAAGUCCAGCUCUGGAGAGUAUAAAUCCUUCCGGUUGAGCUCCUGCUAAUCUUGAAUCAGUAAAUCUGGAACCACAAAGUUCAGCAGAUCAAGAAGCAGUAGUCCUCUGCACGGAUGAAGAUCACAAAAGCAAUAUUGAGGAUGAUUUACAGAAAUUAGCCAUCUCAAUUCCGAAAAGGAGAGAAAUGAAAAGGGAAAAUUUACCUAAAAUAGAUGAAUCCUUUAAGGCUCCAAAGGAAAAGUCUAAAGGCAGGGUCUCCGAUAAAGAAAGGGCCCGAAAAUCACGCUUAAGAAAGAAGAAAUAUUACGAAGAUCUUGAAAAGAAGGUCGUGCAACUCGAGGAUCACUGCAAGAAGUUGACUCAAGAGGUGAAAUUUUACAAAGAAAAGGCUUUGAGCCUUCAAAAGCAUCAGGAAAGUACCACUUUCAAGACCCAUCUUGAGAAAGAAGUGGAUCUCAUGAAUGCUCUCCAGGAGAAAAUCAAAAGCAUAGAUAGUGAUAACUUAAAAGUCUUCGAGACUCUCACUGAAGUUGGUAAGAACUUCUGUGGGUAUGGUAAGAAUAAACUACAAGUCCUCGAGCAGUGCUUCGACCAGUUCCUUGAGAAUACCCUCAUGGGAUGGGACUUCAAAGCAUGUCUAUACUCUUGUGAUAAGGAGUUCCCAAAAUCAUUCGAUGAGCUACAGAAAUACGCGAGAAUGAAAAAGUAUGAAAAACAUGACCAAUAUCUUGACGAAAAAGUUCGCGAUUUCAUCGAUGUAAACUGCUCUUUAAUGAAAACUGAGGAGGAAUAUAAUAAUUUCUUGAUCAAUAAGCUGCCAGCCAUUCGGGAGACAAAGAGAGCUCUCCAAAAAGGCAUAAUGGAGCUGUUCCAAGCCAAACAAACUAUUUAUAAGGCAUUGAUCCAGAACCAAGUCUCUUGUGAAGCUAUGGAGCCUACCCUAGAUAAGAAUGGGUUCAUAGCCUUCCUUGAGGCUAUGAAGAAUAGCAAUAUGAAGAUCACAUAUCGAGAAGCGUUUGGAAUUGAGGAAGAAGAGGUCGACGUUGACAUAAAUUACCAUUUCCCAUGCCCAACUACAUUCAAAAAAUUCACAGUCACAGCAAUGGGAUCUUCUCCAGACUCACCUGAGGUAGAAGAGGUGUCUGGGAAAUACAAGAUCAAGGUCCUCAAAAAUCAUGACAGAGUUGCUUGAUGAGUAGGCUAAAGUUUAUCAAGAACAAAUGCUAAUCUGUCGUAUUCCAGUUGAAAAUUUCUCAAUAAUUCAAC
Molecule: messenger RNA, 1516 nt
Organism: Moneuplotes crassus
Lineage: Eukaryota; Ciliophora; Spirotrichea; Euplotida; Euplotidae
Source: the annotation of a GenBank genome assembly